AUGGAACAUGAGCAGAAAUAUCAUGGCAAUGAUGAUAGAAACGAGGAGAACUUGGUCCAGUCUAAUGCAAUAACGCCAGAUUCGGCUCCUAAGCUGGAAGAUGACACGGUGGAUCGAGCAGCCGUUUAUCUCACACAAGCUAUUGAAUACCCUCCCCUGACCCCCGAGGCCGAGAGAGCUCUGCUCCUUCUCACGGCUACACUUGGAGCAGUUGAUAAAGUUGCACUGGGAACAGCAGCUCUUUACGGACUAAGAGAAGACCUGGGCUUAAAAGGCCAGACAUAUGCUUGGGCAGGCUCUAUUCUCCCAAUUGGUGCUAUUGCAGGCAUGUGGCCGUCGUCAUACUUAGUACACAGAUUUCCGUCUGCCAAAUAUCUUUGCGUUUGCUCCAUUGGGUGGUCAGCUGUUACCCUCCUUUUACCAGCAUGCACUGGAGGGCAAAGCCUACUUGCACUAAGAUUUAUCAUGGGUUUCCUCGAAGCUAUCAUUGUCCCAGGGAUAUCACUGUUGAUUGCGGGUUUCUACAAAAAGAGGGAGCAACCGCCGAGAAAUGCCAUUGUGUUUUCUGCUUUCAGUUCUGUCAUUAAUGGCUUUCUCUCAUAUACCGUUGGCCGUAUCCCUUCCCCUGCACCCUUGAGACUGUGGCAGUAUCUCUUCCUUAUUGUGGGAUCUGUUUCAAUGGCCUGGUCAAUAUUUGCCCUCAUAUUUCUCCCAAAUUCUCCAAUGGAUGCUCGUUUCUUAACAGAUGAGGAGAAAUACCAUGCCGUCAAGCGUUUGGCUGAGAAUAAAACUGGAAUUGUCAAUAAGAGAUGGAAAUGGAACCAAGUGGCUGAAGCCAUCCUCGAUCCAAAGACGUGGAUUAUUUUCCUUUUCAACAUCGCAAUUAAUAUUCCCAACGGAGGCCUGAUUACUUUUGGCGGAAUCCUAAUAAAGAACCUGGGAUUUUCACCCAUCCAAGCAUCCCUUUUAAAUAUGCCUACCGGUGUGAUGUCAACGUUGUCAGCGUUUAUCUUCUCUAGCCUUGCUGCUAAAUGGGCGAAUAAACGAUGCCUCGUCACGAUGCUAGCGGCUGCCGUUCCAGUUAUUGGGUCAAUCAUUGUUUAUACCCUGAAGAGAACAGAUAUUCCUGCUCAAAUUGUUGGAUUGUACUUCCUAUAUACCUACUUUGGCCCAUAUGUUGUUGGUAUCUCUCUAGCCCAGGCGAAUACAGCAGGGCACACGAAGAAGAAUGUUCAAUACUCAAUCUUAUACAUAGGCUAUGCAGUCGGAAACUUGAUUGGGCCCCAGACGUUCCGUGAUAGUCAAGCCCCUGCAUACACUGGUGGGUUCAUCGCAAUGCUCAUUUGCUAUUGUUCCUGCAUAGUGCUCAUGGCGAUGUAUUGGAUUCUCGCAGCCUGGAUGAACAAACGAGCUAGCAGAGCUCGUGUGUCGGCUGCUUGUGAAGGAAUUGAGGCAGAGGGCCCAUUAGAUCAGUUCUUGGAUAAAUCGGACUUUAAGCAGGCGAACUUCAAGUAUACCACAUGA
Messenger RNA from Nannizzia gypsea CBS 118893, 1524 nucleotides. RefSeq lists its product as hypothetical. The record is from RefSeq and is a predicted model, not a curated record. The coding region runs from base 1 to 1524 and encodes 507 amino acids. NCBI's taxonomy places the organism in Eukaryota, Fungi, Ascomycota, Eurotiomycetes, Onygenales, Arthrodermataceae. Gene Ontology annotation, biological process: transmembrane transport. Gene Ontology annotation, cellular component: membrane. Gene Ontology annotation, molecular function: transmembrane transporter activity. The transcript is spliced from 9 exons.